AUGACGUCACUUCAAGAAUCAAUUGGAGGUACCGGCUUUGGGCUGGGUGUUUAUUGGUCAGCUCAAAACACAGGGUCAUUCAAAAUUGUUUUCAUUUGGCGGGUACUCUUUUUUUUCUUUCUUUCUACCCUGUUUCGAUUCCUUCUUCCUUUCUGCCCUUUUCUUAUUCAUUCUUUCUUUCUUACUACCCUCUUUCUUCUUCUUUCUUUCUUGUCUUUUUGUGGAUAUUUUAUUUAUUUUUCUUAUUCUUUUCCUUCUCACACCCUUCCCAUCACGAUCUCUUUCUUUCUUACUCUCUUUCUCUCCCUUGCUCUCCUUUUCUCUCCCUGUUUCUUCUUUUUCUCGCCUUUUGCUCUCCUUUUCGUUCCCUUUUCUCCCCUUUUAUCCCUUGCUCUCCUUUUAUCUCCUAUUGCUCUCCUUUUAUCUCCCCUUGCUCUCCUUUUCUCGCCUUUUGCUCUCCUUUUCAUUCCCCUUUCUCCCCUUUUAUCCCUUGCUCUCCUUUUCUCUCCUAUUGCUCUCCUGUUAUCUUCCCUUGCUCUCCUUUUUCUCGCCUUUUGCUUUCCUUUUCGUUCCCCUUUCUCCCCUUUUAUCCCUUGCUCUCCUUUUAUCUCCUAUUGCUCUCCUUUUUAUCUCCCCUUGCUCUCCUUUUCUUGCCUUUUGCUCUCCUUUUCAUUCCUUUUCUCUCCCCUUUUAUCCCCUUGCUCUCCUUUUUUCUCCUAUUGCUCUCCUGUUAUCUCCCCUUGCUCUCCUUUUUCUCGCCUUUUGCUUUCCUUUUCGUUCCCCUUUCUCUCCUUUUAUCUCUUGCUCUCCUCUUAUCUCUUAUUGCUCUCCUUUUAUCUCCCCUUGCUCUCCUUUUCUCGCCUUUUGCUCUCCUUUUCAUUCCCCUUGCUCUCCUUUUCUCUCCUGUUAUCUCCCCUUGCUCUCCUUUUUCUCGCCUUUUGCUUUCCUUUUCGUUCCCCUUUCUCCCCUUUUAUCUCUUGCUCUCCUCUUAUCUCUUAUUGCUCUCCUUUUAUCUCCCCUGCUCUUCUUUUCUCGCCUUUUGCUCUCCUUUUUUCGCCUUUUGCUCUCCUUUUCUUUCCCCUUUCUCUCUUUUUCUCUCCUAUUGCUCUCCUUUUAUCUCCCCUUGCUCCCCUUUUCUCGACCCUUAUUCCCAGUUUCUCUUCUACUUGUUCUCAUCUUUUUGUAUUCGUUUUUUUUCUUUCUUUUUCAUGCCCUUUUUUUUCUCAAUCUGUUUCUCUAUUUCUUUCUUUCUCCCUUUCUCUCUGUUGUAAAAAAAAUGUAACUUUUUUUCUUCCUGUCUUUUUUUUGUUGUUGUUUUCAUCCUUGUCGUUCUUCCAAAUUAAAUGUUUUCUAAUAUAUUUUCUCAAUAUUUUGGAAUGGUCUUUGAUUCGUAAAUUUGUCUUUGUUUCCUUGGUCGUCUUCUCUUUCGUCUUUUGUUUUCUUUUUAAUUUUCUUUCUUUUGUUCUCGCUUCUCUUCUUUCUUUUUCUUUUCUUAUCUUCUAUCUUUGUUCCUUUCUUUCUUUUCAUUUUCUUCUUUUUUUUUCGUGUUUUUCGGUUUCUUUCAUUUCUUCUUUCUUUGUUCUGUUCCAAUAUUUAUUUCUAUUUUCUUUUCUUUCUUUUUUUCUUUCUUUCUUUCUUUCUUUCUUUCUUUGUUCGUUCUAUUCUAGUCUUUUUCUUUCUUUCUUUUUUCUCAUCUUUCUUUCUUCUUCCUUUUGUUUAUUGUUGUUUUCGCUUUCUUUCUUUUCUUCUCAUCUUUCUUUCAUUACUUUUUCUUUUUUACUGUUUUCGCUUUCUUUUAUUUCUUCUUUGUUCUCUUCCCAUAUUUCUUUCUUUUCUUUCUUUCUUCUCUUGCUUCCCUUCUUUCUUUUUGGUUUUCUUUUUGGUUCGUUCUGUUCUGGUUCUUUCUUUCUUUCUUUCUUUUCUUCUCAUCUUUCUUCUUUUUUUCAUUGUAUUUUCUUUUUGGUGUUUUCGCUUACUUUCAUUUCUUCUUUCAUUUUUCUCUUCCAAUAUUUAUUUCUUUUUCUUGUCUUUCUUUAUUUUGUUCUUGCUUUCCCUCUUUUUUUUAUUAUUUCUUUGUUCUGUUUUGUUCCUGUAUUCUUUCUUUCUUUCUUUCGUUUAUUUCUUCUAUUUUUUCUUUCUGUCUUUCUUUCUUUCAUUACUUUUUUUUUCUUUUUUGGUCUUUUCGAUUUCUUUCCUUGUUCUGUUUUCUUUCAUUCAUUCUUUCUUUUCUUUUCUUUCUUUCUUUUCUUUCUUUCUUUUCUUUCUUUCUUUUCUUUUCAGACCCUUCAACAGCUCACUUUCAUCAUUUACUAA
Acanthosepion pharaonis is the source of this 2313-nucleotide messenger RNA. Lineage: Eukaryota; Metazoa; Mollusca; Cephalopoda; Sepiida; Sepiidae. The record is from the annotation of a GenBank genome assembly.